AUGCUCCCAUGGUUUCGCACCAUUCUUCGAGGCGGACGACUUUUUAGCACUGAAGCUACUACACAAACUAUUACAUUAAGACCCUAUCAAGAACAUUGUCUACAAGCUUGUCAGGAUGCGCUAAAUGCAGGCAGCAGUCGUAUUGGAUGUUCAUUGCCUACUGGCUCCGGGAAAACCACAAUCUUUAUCUCUUUGCUUUCUCGAAUAUCCCCUCCAAGCUCGAAUCCCCGAGCAUCAAGGUCUCUCAUCAUCGUGAAUAGUAUCGAGCUCGCCAGGCAGUCUGCCGAACAAGUUGCACGUUUGUUUCCCUCCUGGACUGUUCAAAUCGAGCAAGGCGUCAAGCACCUAGCUUCUGGCACUGCUGACGUCACAGUUGCCACCUAUCAAACGCUGCUACAGCCCGAACGUUUUGCGAAAUUCGACCCGACGCGUCUCAAGGCAGUUAUAAUUGAUGAAUGUCAUCAUGCAGCUGCGCCUAGCUAUCUCAAGCUUCUCUCCCACUUUGAUUCCAAUAUUAGAAAUCCAGAUCCAAAUUUCGAACCUCCAACUCUACAACACAAGAUCCCAAUCAUUGGGUUUUCAGCAACGUUGAGUCGUCACGAUGGAAUUGCGUUAGGCUCUGUGUUUGAACGGAUUGUCUACCAUCGCGAUUUCCUAAGCAUGAUUAAGGACCAAUGGCUCUCGGGAGUACGUUUUACUACAGUACAAGCGAACAUCAAUUUGGAUGGAGUUACCGUCAACUCACGCACUGGGGAUUUUAAUGCAACUAGUCUUGCUCACGUUAUCAACACCGAUACCAUCAACCAGCUGGUCGUUCAAACUUGGCUGGAUCGAGCAGCGGAAAGACGAUCUACGCUCGUGUUUUGUGUCAAUAUCGCCCACGUCCGGGCUUUGACUCAAGUUUUUCGUGGUUUUGGAAUAGAUGCCCGUUACGUUUAUUCAAAGACGCCAAUCGCUGAGCGUAAAGCGCUGAUUGCAUCCUUCAAAGCCGGACAGUUUCCCGUACUAGUAAACUGUGCAAUUCUUACCGAGGGUGCAGACAUUCCGAAUAUUGACUGUGUCGUUGUUGCAAGACCGACGCGUUCAAGAAACGUUUUUGCUCAGAUGAUCGGACGCGGCAUGCGGCUUUCACCUGACACGGGGAAAAAAGACUGUCGUAUCAUUGACUUUGUGGACAGUGCAAAUCGUGUAUCUGGUAUCAUGUCUACCCCUACAUUGUUUGGCUUAGACCCUGCCGAUUUAGUGAUCGAAGACGAGACGCUUGAAUCUCUCGAAGAAAAAUCGUCAGCGCAAAUCGCAUUGCAAGAUGCCGACAACGUCCCCGACCCGGAAUCUGUGACCUAUACUGACUACGAAGACCCCUUCGCAUUUAUUUCCAAGUUCUCUGGACUCUCUCCGCACAUUAAUCAACUGAGCAGCUAUGCUUGGGUUGGUUGUGGAAGCGACAUCUACGUAUUAGAAUGCUUGGGCAAGGGAUUCAUACGUAUAGAAAAAGUUGAAGCAACAGACGUACCUGCUCAUUUUUCUGCUCGCUUCACACCAGCAGCUUUAGAUCGUGCUACAGCUGCAGGUUUAAAAGUUUCGCCCUUCCUACGAAGUAGACGUAUUCUACAAUCCGAGGAUUUGAGCGAGGCUAUCAAAGGGUGCGACACAUAUGCAAAGACGAAGGUUGUGUUCGGUCCAAUGGCUAUUGGUCUAUUGAGGUCCGCUCGUUGGAGGAAGGCACCUGCAACCCCACAACAAAUUGCACUUGUCACUAAGCGAUUGAAGAAAACCUUGGAUGAUGAUCAUGAACUGAAGAAUAUUACCAAAGGGGAAGCUGCAAAUAUUAUCACACGACUGAAGCAUGGUGCAAAGCGUCGACAUGAUCAAAAAGUCAAACAAGCGUCGGUUGCCACAAAAGCUGCAGAGAAGGAGCGAGCGCGUCGCGCCCGAGAGGAAGUACGAAUUGGACCGUUGCCACUUGUCUAA
Messenger RNA from Lentinula edodes (shiitake mushroom), 1971 nucleotides. Its product is annotated as P-loop containing nucleoside triphosphate hydrolase protein. Gene Ontology annotation, molecular function: hydrolase activity; ATP binding; DNA binding. NCBI's taxonomy places the organism in Eukaryota, Fungi, Basidiomycota, Agaricomycetes, Agaricales, Omphalotaceae. The record is from RefSeq and is a predicted model, not a curated record. The coding region runs from base 1 to 1971 and encodes 656 amino acids. The transcript is spliced from 11 exons.